AUGAGGUGUAAAAUAAAUGAAAAAAAUGAGAAGAAAUCCUGGGCAUCAAUUGCGAACGAAUGUAUAGACAAGUAUAAUGAAACCGAGCACUCAGUAACAGGCUUUGCGCCAGCAUACUUAUUAGAAGGAAAAGUCACCAGUGUCUUGCCUCAAGAACUACGACAUCCAGUGGAUAUAGACACUUGGGUUAAAGAUAGAAAGGAAGCACUUGAAAGAACCAUUAAAUCUCAUAUGUAUAAUAAGAAAUUAUUUGAUAAAGGAAGGAAACAGAAUGAAUUCACUAUAGGUGAUUUGGUAUAUAUUGAAAACGGUAAUAAAAUUAAUAGGAAAAAGCUAGAUAAUUUAAGAAUCGGCCCAUUUCAGAUUAAAGAUAAAAUAUCAAAUACAAUAUAUAGAAUAAAUACAGGGAAAAGAAAAGAUACAAAUUUAUAUCACAUAACAAAAUUAAUUCCAAUGGAAAACGAAAUUAAUGAUGAAGAGGAUAAUGCUUAG
Molecule: messenger RNA, 492 nt
Organism: Leptosia nina
Lineage: Eukaryota; Metazoa; Arthropoda; Insecta; Lepidoptera; Pieridae
Source: the annotation of a GenBank genome assembly